UUGGCCUACAAUAAAUGGGGCAAGUUAGAGUAUGAUACACACAGUCACUUUGUUCUGGAACCGUUCCGAAAUUGUUCCGUUCCGAAGCCAAAUGUUCCGAACCGAACAGUUCCAAAUUUUUUUAGCGAUCUCCCCAGGAUUGAUGCAACUGGUUGCUGUACCAUCAAAUAUCGAAUGCCAAAGACAAAUAUCGAAGACAAUAUUAGAAGUGUUUACCUGGAGGAUGAUUUGUACAGGCGUGGCAUGCAACCAAUUAAUUGUUUCAUUAGUAAUCUAAUGCACAAUACAAGGAGAAACUGAGUCAAAUUAAUAGCUGAUAUAAUAAGCUCGGGGUAAAUUGAAUCUUUGAGAAUUCUGAGAAUGCAAUGCAUUAGAGUACAGUCAUGUUCAUUGCAGUUUUAACUGGUAUAUCA
Messenger RNA from Owenia fusiformis, 413 nucleotides. Lineage: Eukaryota; Metazoa; Annelida; Polychaeta; Sabellida; Oweniidae. The record is from the annotation of a GenBank genome assembly.